This is a messenger RNA of Phalaenopsis equestris, 2077 nucleotides long. Its product is annotated as ethylene-responsive transcription factor ERF054-like. Gene Ontology annotation, biological process: regulation of DNA-templated transcription. The coding region runs from base 314 to 1363 and encodes 349 amino acids. The transcript has 2 exons. NCBI's taxonomy places the organism in Eukaryota, Viridiplantae, Streptophyta, Magnoliopsida, Asparagales, Orchidaceae. Gene Ontology annotation, molecular function: DNA binding; DNA-binding transcription factor activity. The record is from RefSeq and is a predicted model, not a curated record.
CCGCAAGCGCUCUCAACGUUCGUUUUCCAUCUCGUCUUCUUCCCCUUCUUUCCUGCCGCACUCUUCCCUUUCUACCCCGCUCCUCUGCUUUCACGGCACUCCAAAAGUACCUUCUUUACAAUCAGCAGUUUCCUCCUGUUCAGAUUUUUGGCGCGCAGAAGCUUUGAUUUGGUGAUUGUUUCUCUGUUUGUAAGAAAUCAAAAAUAAAAAUUUGGGCUUUUUUUUGUCGGUCCGAGUUUGAUUUCUCCGUAGUCGAGCAGAGCGGUUUGGUAUUCUUUUUCUUCUUCUGCUACUUCUCGCAUUCUUGUGAUUUAUGGAAGGGGGGAGAAAGAGCGGCAGGGGAUUUCAUAGAGGUGAUGUGGGAGACGAGAUUAGAAAGCAGAAAGGGAAGGGGAAACAAGUUGAGAGAGUAGGUGGUCUAGUAAUGGAGAAGCAGACACCAGAUGUUCCUGUGUUUGAGGAGACGCAAUCGCCGACUUCGAAAUCCGCAUUCCGUUCACUAAAGAAAAUUCGAAGCCCGGAUCGAUACUCUUCGGCUCCAGCUACGCCGCAGCAGCAGCAGCAGAAACCUUUCUUUUUUGAUCCAAACCAGUCCUUUACAAUCGGUUCGUCUUCCUACACAACUCCUCCGCCUUCUCUUCUUCUUCCAAAAGAAGCCUUACAGCAGAGGUACUCAGAGCAGCUGUUAAAGUACUGGAGCGAGGCGUUGAAUCUGAGCCCACGCGGCCAUAUGAUGAUGAUGAGCCGCUUAGCCGCCAGGGAAAACCGAGGCCGGUUUCCGGCGACAUUUUUCCGGCAACCUGCGUUGUUUCCCGGAGUUAAUCCAACGCCGACGAAGCUUUACAGAGGAGUAAGGCAACGCCACUGGGGCAAAUGGGUUUCUGAAAUCCGUUUGCCAAGAAAUCGAACUCGGCUUUGGCUCGGCACUUUCGACACAGCCGAGGACGCCGCUCUGGCUUACGACCGCGAGGCAUUCAAGCUUCGCGGCAAGAACGCUCGCCUUAACUUCCCCGGCCUCUUCAUCGGGGAAGGUUUAGGAAGCAAUAGCAAAGAUGAGGAUUCCACCUCCGAACUGACUCCACUGGAGGUUUCAAAGGACAAUGUCAGUCCUCCACUUGAGAAUAGCGAAGCUCCGGUGGAAGUGAAGCCGGCAGAGCAGAGUUCAGUUGAAACAGAGGUUGUGUGGAGCGAAACAGAGGAGGCAUGGUUCAGCGCAUGGGGGCCGGGAAGCUCUGUAUGGGAUGAUGUUGAUGGGGUUAGAAAUAAUUUGCUCUUCCAAUCCAGUUUUGCGUCUCUCUCAGCUUCGCAAUCUGAUUGCGUUCAUUCUACUGCGUUUACAGGAGUUGAUAUGGAAACUUCCUGAUCCUCUUCUUCUUCCCCUGCUUUUUCUCCUUCCAUGUUCAUAUGGAAGGAACCGUAUAUCUCUUCGAUUAGUUCGAGCAGAUCGUCAAAACUUGAUCUUUUAGAAGCUGACGACUGAAAUAAAUCAAAACUGAAACGAAAGUGGCCAAAUUUAUUUAAUUGGAGCUCUUUCAAUUCCAGUUUUAAUCUCAAAAUCCUCUCUCCCUCUCUCCCUUCUCAGACAAAUUUCAUGGGUUGCAGAAUUUUACAUGACAACCAGUGAAGAAUCAGCUCUCAAUCGCCCCAACUCUUUCUUAAACUUCGGAUCAAACCAUGGCUGCAUAAAUUUUAGUUUGCAGCCGUUCUUCCGCGUUCUUUUCCCUCAAAAAAAGCAGCAAAAAUCGAUCAAAACAGAAUCUUUCUUUCUGCUUCAAUAACUUAUCCGAUUGAUGCAGUUCUGUGAUAUGCUUUUCCUUCCCUGUUCAUGAAAUCCAAAUCUGUUACUGUCUUAUCUCAUCUUUGAAUUUUCUUUAUUUUGUACCGUCUUGGUGAUGAUUUGAUGUUAAAAAUUGAUGUAGUGCCGUGAAGAACAUGGUUUGAUGCAUGCUUAAGAUAUUUAUAUGCUGAGAGAGUUGGUAAGGUUAUGUGGAAACCAGAGUUGAUGUGGGAGACCAUUUUGAGCUCUCCCUCCCUCUCCCUCUCCCUCUCCCUCUCCUCUCUUCUCUCCCUCUCUCUC